AUGGCAAUGGACGCCUGCUCCAGGAUCCACACUACGCGCUCAAGGCCGACUUCGAGAACAGCUCUAAGAUGUACGGCAGGGACAGUACCACUUCUACGAGCUCACGGUACUCACCUACCUGAAAAAGGCGAUCCGCUCGUACGGGAUCCUGGACCACGCCAAGAAGGGCCGCCUGACGUGGUGCCAGUCGACCCCAAGGUGUGCCGCAGCUUCCUGCCAGCCCUGUGCCAGCACGACGCGCUCGCCGGCACCGAGAUGUCUACGGGCGCCUGCUUUAAGAUCCACAACUACGCGCUCAAGGCCGACUUCGAGAACAGCUCCAGGAUGUACCAGCCGGGACAGCAGUGCUUCUACGAGCUCACGGUACUCACCUACCUGCAAAAGGUGAUCUGCUCGUGUGAGAUCCUGGACCGGGCCAAGAAGGGCCCCCUGACGUGGUGCCAGUCGACCGCGCGCAGCAAUCACCAUGGCGAAAAGGAGGCCAGGCUCAAGUCCUACGGCGACAUGAUGGACAAGAAGCUCAUCGACGCCGAAGAUCUCGGCAACAAGGACAAUGUGCCAGAGGCGCUCGCUGUCAUCAAGGAGGUCGAGCGGCUCAAGCGGCGCCGAAACCGAUUCGAGAGGACGUUGGACCGCAUAUCCAACAAAGCGGUCAAGGAGCGGAAUCAAAACAUCUGCGAGGAGUGCCAGCUCCGCAUCGGCCUCGACGACAACGAGCAACGCAUCGCCAACCAGUCGAGCACCCGGCUGCACAAUGACAUACUCGACAUGCGCCGAAAGAACGCCGAGCUCGCUGCCAGCCUCAGGAAGUCGCAAGUGCCGGGCGACUGGUCGCGCCUCGAAGUCGCGCCGCAGCAGUCGAAGCAGUCGACGUCGCACCUCGACCAGGGCGCAUAG
Messenger RNA from Dermacentor silvarum, 897 nucleotides. Its product is annotated as putative RNA-binding protein Luc7-like 2. Gene Ontology annotation, cellular component: U2-type prespliceosome; U1 snRNP. NCBI's taxonomy places the organism in Eukaryota, Metazoa, Arthropoda, Arachnida, Ixodida, Ixodidae. The record is from RefSeq and is a predicted model, not a curated record. Gene Ontology annotation, biological process: mRNA splice site recognition. The transcript has a single exon. Gene Ontology annotation, molecular function: mRNA binding. The coding region runs from base 1 to 897 and encodes 298 amino acids.